Messenger RNA from Quercus robur (English oak), 1962 nucleotides. Its product is annotated as lanC-like protein GCL1. Gene Ontology annotation, biological process: peptide modification; carbohydrate metabolic process. The record is from RefSeq and is a predicted model, not a curated record. The transcript has 5 exons. The coding region runs from base 294 to 1580 and encodes 428 amino acids. NCBI's taxonomy places the organism in Eukaryota, Viridiplantae, Streptophyta, Magnoliopsida, Fagales, Fagaceae. Gene Ontology annotation, cellular component: plasma membrane.
AUUCUCGUGCAUCCAACGGUUUUUAUAAAUAAAUCCGUACGGUCCAAAAACUUGCAAACGUGGCACACGUAAACUUGGUCCUUUCCACACUUCACCGACCGUUUCGUACAAUUACAGUGCUCCACCUUGCCACACACAAAAGGUUUUUCUAAUACUUUUGCCUACAUAUUCGAUCACCUUUGUUUCUUUGUUCCACACUGCCACUUUCAAAAGUUCACAACCUUCACAACCUUAUAGCUUUUUUUACACUUACACUUACACACAGAGACUCAGAGAGUAUUGUGUCAUCGGUGAUGGAGUACUUAGCAUCUUCUCAGGAGGGACACGAUAAGGAGAGCAACAACGAGCGGCUGGAUAUGAUUCAGAACAUGGAUCCAACGGCGGGCACGAGCUUGUUGUCCCUUCCCAUGGAGGCUUUUUUGAAAGCAGCGAUCUCUCUUAAAGACCAGGUGGUGCAAAUGACGUGGAUAAGACAACAUCAACAUGGUAUGGAUUCGGGUAUGGGUACGAGUAUGGACCCGACGGUGUAUACGGGUCUGCUUGGGACAGCUUUUACCUGCUUCCGCUCCUACGAGGCCACCGGUAGCCAGCAGGACUUGCUGUUGACCGCCGAGAUUGUUGACACGUGUGCCGUCGUCGCACGUGCCUCCACUAGGCACGUGACAUUUUUGUGUGGAAGAGGUGGAGUUUACGCUCUUGGUGCUGUGGCCGCUAACUACCGAGGGGACCAUCAAAGACGUGACCUGUUUUUAAGUCUCUUUCUUGAGGUAGCACAAGAGAGAGCUCUCCCUAUUGGACCUGAAGAGGGUGGUUUUGGAAUGUCAUAUGAUCUUCUUUAUGGGCGAGCCGGAUUUUUAUGGGCUGCUUUGUUCCUAAACAAUCAUCUUGGAGAGGAAACAGUACCUAGUAAUCUUCUCAUGCCUGUUGUUGAUGCUGUGUUAGCUGGGGGCAGGGCAGGGGCAUCCGAUAACACAGCCUGCCCAUUGAUGUACAGAUGGCAUGGAACGAGGUACUGGGGCGCAGCCAAUGGCCUUGCCGGAAUCUUGCAAGUGCUACUUCACUUCCCUCUCUCCAAUGAAGAUGCUGAGGAUGUUAAAGGGACUUUGAGGUACAUGAUGAGUAAGAGGUUCCCUCAUAGUGGAAAUUACCCCUCAAGUGAAGGAAACCCAAGGGACAAGUUGGUGCAAUGGUCUCAUGGUGCAACCGGCAUGGCCCUUACCUUGUGCAAGGCAUCCAAGGUGUUUGUAGGAGAUAGAGAAUUCCGUGAUGCUGCAAUAGAAGCAGGAGAAGUGGUAUGGAAAAAUGGAUUGGUGAAGAAGGUGGGACUUGCAGAUGGUGUGGCUGGGAAUGCCUAUGCAUUCCUGUCUCUCUAUCGUCUCACGGGAGAGAGUAUAUAUGAGGAAAGAGCAAAGGCAUUUGCAAGCUUCUUGUAUCAUAAUGCAAUGAACCUUGUUACAGACGGGCAUGCUAGUGGGGCUGCCCAUGCCUCCUCUGUUUUCCAAGGACUCGCUGGAACUGCUUGCCUCUGGUUUGAUUUGCUUGCUCCUGAAAAAUCUAGGUUCCCAGGAUAUGAACUGUAGGUGAAAAUGAGGAGAGUCAAAACCAAAUUCUCCUUAUGAGUUUCCAAGUAUGACCCUAACACACAUUUAUAAAUGCGUAUGAUUUGCAAAAUGCUCUAAUGUGAUGAUGAGAAAUUAUUCCGCAUAUACAUGAGGUAUAACGAUAAGUCUUCUUCCCUAUUAUAUAUAGGUGAGUCUUAUGUAUGAGAUUUAUAGAUGGUACACACAUCCUUAUGUGAGAGGAAUUUCAAUGUGAGUACAAGAUUAAUUAGGAUGUCCAUGAAUUGGAUGAUCUUGCAAUGUAUAUUAUUGAGUUAGGCCUUAAUUUAUAAGCUUGUAUAUUAUCUCAACUUGUGAGAAAGAGUGCUUAUAUUAAGGAUUAAAUUACUAUUUUGUUUCCUAA